AUGUUCUCUAAGGUUUUCCUGUGCUGCUUCUUCGCCUUCGCGGCUUCCCAGAUUGUUGUGCACAGCCCACCCCAACCCUACAGCUUCGGCUACGACAACACCGACGAGUUCAGAACCCGCAUGACCCGCCAGGAGACCGGUGAUGAGUUCAACAACAAGGUCGGCUCGUACAGCUACGUCGACGCUCUCGGCGUCGCCCGUACAGUCAACUACGUCGCCGACGCCGCUGGCUUCCGCGUCAAUGUCGAUACCAACGAGCCAGGAACCAAGACUUCCGCCCCAGCCCAUGCUCAGUUCCUUUCAUCAGCUGUCGAUGGCCCACACCCAGUCCCAGUAAACGCCGUCCAUGCUGCUCCAGUUGCCGUCCGCGCAGUCCACGGAACCCCAGUGGUCCACGCAGCUCCCUUCGCCUACGCUCGGCACGCUGCUCCACUCGCCUACAACUUCGCCCAUGCCAGGCUUGUUUAA
Messenger RNA from Ixodes scapularis (black-legged tick), 468 nucleotides. Its product is annotated as cuticle protein 16.8-like. The transcript is spliced from 3 exons. Gene Ontology annotation, cellular component: chitin-based extracellular matrix. Gene Ontology annotation, molecular function: structural constituent of chitin-based larval cuticle. Bases 1 to 468 code for a protein of 155 amino acids. NCBI's taxonomy places the organism in Eukaryota, Metazoa, Arthropoda, Arachnida, Ixodida, Ixodidae. The record is from RefSeq and is a predicted model, not a curated record.